GAGCACAUCGAUUAUCAUGGGUACGGUGUUCUGCCUAUGGCUACAGAAUGCGGCACAGAAAUCUUAGCUGCUCCUAAUGAAGAAUCGAUUAUACGAAUUGCCAAUGUGGAUGACCAAUAUCCGGAACACGUCAUAUCUAUUCCUUCUGAUUGGUCUGGAGUGUCCCCACCAAAAUGGUACGACUACGUAAUGUGUGGGUGGAAAGGAAUAAUCGAGAAGCUUAAAUGCAAUCAAAUCGGAUUUGAUAUUUUGGUAGAAGGCACGAUCCCCCCGUCUUCCGGCCUCUCCAGUAGUUCAUCUCUCGUUUGUGCCGCAGCUCUCACAACCUGGAUGGUUCAUACAAAGAAAAUAUUUGAAAAUUUAACAAGGUAUAACUUCCUAUUUUUAUAUAGUAACAUUUCUGAUUAUAACACUCUAGAGAAGAACUCGCUGAUCUUUGCGCUGAGGCUGAACACUAUAUUGGCACACAGGGUGGUGGAAUGGAUCAGGCAACAGAGGUAG
Strongylus vulgaris is the source of this 501-nucleotide messenger RNA. The record is from the annotation of a GenBank genome assembly. NCBI's taxonomy places the organism in Eukaryota, Metazoa, Nematoda, Chromadorea, Rhabditida, Strongylidae.